Messenger RNA from Angiostrongylus costaricensis, 645 nucleotides. The record is from the annotation of a GenBank genome assembly. NCBI's taxonomy places the organism in Eukaryota, Metazoa, Nematoda, Chromadorea, Rhabditida, Metastrongylidae.
AUGUUUCGUCGACGUGCUUCUCAUGCCGCUAACGAUUUCUUUCGCUCAAUAUUCGGACGAUUCCGAAAAAACGCCAGUAGACGUUCUUUUUCUACUGGUGAUCUGGCUGACAACUACGUAGAAAUGGAUUUCACUCAGCCAACUACUAGCUCGUUACCUGCGCACUUUGACGACUGCGAUCUAGUUCCAAUGAACUUCAUUCCGUCCAGUUCCCCUCGCUUACUACCUCAAUAUGAUCGUAGGGCACAACGGUUGCUUCGGUACGGUAGUGAAAUGGAUUACAGUAUGGUCUCGGUAGCUGACUACAAUCGUGCCCAAAUAUGGUUCCAUCACGGUCUGAAUUCAGUGAGAGCCGAACGAUUACUACGUGGUGCUGGAUGUGAGGAAGGAUCGUUCGUGAUCUCUGAACAGUCAGGAAGAUACGUUCUCUCUUUCGUUUAUUCCGCCUCAAUACACCAUAUGCGAAUUGGAUACUCAGUUAAAAAUGGUGAAGCUAAAUUCUGUUUGGAUAUCGAUCGCAGUUUUAGCAAUCUUCACAACCUCGUCGAAUACUAUACAAAACACAAGUCGUUCGUGCUGCCAACGAAGCUGAAACGCGGAGUUCCUCGACCGCUUCGCGUUACGCAUGCACGGACCCGAGCCUAG